CGCUCCAGCGACUAUCUCCAACAACACAUAGUGACCAGUAUCUAUGGCAGGGACUUAGGCUAUAACCUACACGAUAUAAUAUUCAAUCUAAUCUGUCUUGAUAAAAAUCAACGGCGACGCACGACUUUAGCAGAAAUGUACCUGUGUCAUUUGUUCACCAGUUCCAAGACUGCUAUCACAUCAGCCUCCCCCGCUCCCUUCUCUUGCAUAUUGCACGGUAGCCUGUCCAUUAUGCCACGUCCUCUUUAUUCUGGCAACCGACUGGGCUAUUCGAGGUGAUUUCCUACAACAAUUUCUCAU
Molecule: messenger RNA, 300 nt
Organism: Guyanagaster necrorhizus
Lineage: Eukaryota; Fungi; Basidiomycota; Agaricomycetes; Agaricales; Physalacriaceae
Exons: 2
Source: RefSeq, a predicted model, not a curated record